CAGUUCUUUUUCGUUCGCGGUGCGCUCAAGUUGCUCGAUUCGAGCGUCGCUGGUGAAACUCGUCGCGUGAUCCGUCGAAGGAAACACGUUUCGUACCUUGUUCAGCCAGCUGUGCUGUGAUGUGCUGAGUUGUCUCUUAAAUUAGACCAGGAACCAAACAGUUGCGAUUCCUCUGGAGGAGGCAGCAGCCUGCUUGAUAUGCCCUAUUGGGUGUGCUCCGCAGUUCGCAAUCCGCUGUUCACAUUGCAGUUUAAACAAAAACAAUUACGUAUUCAAAGUGAGCGAGAGAGGAAGCAAUAGAAAUAGCAACAAAAGCUCUUUGGGUGUGUGCUUCGCCAACAGCCGAAUUUAUAUGAAAUAUUUGACAAUAAAGUGAGCCUAAAAUAAAGCAGUGAGCAUCUCUAGCAAACAGCCAACAGCCAACAGCCGACCGAAGACAGGGAACGUAUCUGUUGAGAGUGUGGCAAAAAAACAAAAAGAGAAUCGGAGAAAAACAAGUUUCAUGCGCUAGCGAUUCUUGGAACUCGUGUAUUGUGAUUAAGCUGCUUGCGAUGAGGAAAAGACAAAGAAUCUGAAUUAUUCAUUACUUCCAGCUGCGUGACAAACGAAUAUGCCAAAUCAAUUGUGAAACAUAAACCAUGAAUAAUUCCAUACCAAUUCAGCCAGUAGCAUGCAUAUAAGAUACUCUGUAAAUAAGGAAAAACAAGGCCAAAAGCAUAUUUAAAUAUACAUAUAGAAAUAUAAUCAAAUCAAAGCUAUAUAAGUAGCCCUGAUAGUCAGUCUCGCCAAUUGCCCGAUGCCAAUCGCAAUUGUCUAGAACUCACACUUGGUCAGAUACUCAUUAAAUCUAAGCAUGGACGAGUUGCUCGACUCGAAUGUUCCACUUGUGGACAAGGAUAGCGGCUGCAGCGCCGUCAUACUGCCUGCCUGUAAGACAACAACAUUGGCAUCUACAGCAGCGUCCACACUGGAGCCUCUCAGUGUAGUUCACUAUAAAAGCAGCAAUAUUAGCCCAGCAACGUCAACAACAGAUGCAACAGAAGCAACAACAGCAACAACUGCUUCAACAGCCAUCUCAGCCCCAGCCCUUCUUCCAGCCAGCCAGCAAGGACCCAGCACAGCCAAAUCGAGCUCUGAGCCAGUUCCCCUGUUGAAUCAGCUCCAGUCGUUGCCUCUGCAAAAGCCAAACGACUUGAAGCAAUGCAACGCGCUCUAUGGCUCUCAGAACAACUUGUGCAAUGGCCGGCCCAGCAAUCACGGCCUGGCUCCCAAGAUACAAAACAACACCACCACAAGUCCCAAUGGGCAGAAGAAGGGCACCAUUUCGCUGUCGCAUCUGCCCCAGCGACCGCCGGUGGACAUCGAGUUUUGUGAUAUCUCCUACUCGGUGCCGGACGGACACAUACGGGGCUUCAAGACCAUCCUGAAGAGCGUCUCCGGCAAGUUUCGCAAUGGAGAGAUAACGGCCAUAAUGGGCCCCUCCGGUGCGGGCAAGAGCACCUUGAUGAACAUUCUAGCUGGCUAUAAAACGUCCCAGCUCAGCGGCUCGGUUUUAAUCAACAGCAAGGAAAGAAAUCUUCGGCGUUUCCGCAAGCUCUCCUGCUACAUCAUGCAAGAUGACGUUUUGAUAGCCAAUCUGACAGUACGAGAGGCGAUGAUGGUGGCCGCCAAUCUCAAGCUCGGCAAGAACAUGAUCAACUAUGCCAAGUGUGUCGUCGUCGAGGAGAUACUGGAGACCAUUGGCCUAAAGGAGUCGACUAACACAUUGACGUGUAAUCUUUCGGGCGGUCAGCGCAAGCGCCUGUCCAUAGCCCUGGAAUUGGUCAACAAUCCGCCAGUGAUGUUCUUCGACGAGCCAACCUCCGGCCUGGACAGCUCGACAUGCUUCCAGUUGAUAUCGCUGCUAAAGUCGCUGGCGCGCGGAGGCCGCACCAUAGUCUGCACGAUUCACCAGCCUUCGGCGCGCCUCUUCGAAAAGUUUGAUCAUCUCUAUCUGCUGGCACAGGGACAGUGCGUGUACGAGGGCCGAGUGCACGGGCUGGUGCCGUACCUCUCGUCCCUGGGAUAUGAAUGCCCUUCGUACCACAACCCAGCUGACUAUGUGCUAGAGGUGGCAUCGGGCGAGUACGGCGAGGCAGUGCCCAAGUUGGUCGAGGCUGUCAAGAGCGGAAUUUGCAAGAAGUACACGCACAAGGAUUACGGAGUCAAUUUAUCGAGCGCCAAGUCCAUCAACAAUGAUAUUAUCAAGGGCAACGGCAGCGGCGCAGCUUCAACGCGUGCCGUUGCGACGAUCACCCUGGAGGACGAGAAGUCGGCCAAUGCAUACGAAGCAGACGAGCUAACGGAGCUCAAACCACCGAAGCUGAAGGCCCAGCAAUCCCAGACCUCCGACUGCAGUGGCGUCAACAUACAGAUAACCAACGAUGACAGCGGCAGCUUUAGUUCCUCCAAAGGUGGUCAAAGCCAGAACGCCGUAUCCGGUGGCACGAAUACCGUCGUCGGCUGUAUGACUUCGCUGCUCGACUCCCACGAGAGUGUCGUUACGCUGCCCAGUAAGACGGGCUUCCCGACCAGCGGGUGGACGCAGUUCUGGAUACUCUUGAAACGCUCGUUCCGCACAAUUAUGCGGGAUCGCAUGCUGACUCACAUGCGACUAGCCUCGCAUGUCAUUGUGGGCGCGAUCAUUGGAAUGAUCUACUAUGAUGUCGGCAACGAGGCUAGCAAGAUUAUGAGCAACGCUGGCUGCAUAUUCUUUGUCGCGCUGUUCACGACGUUCACGGCCAUGAUGCCCACCAUUCUGACCUUUCCCACAGAGAUGUCGGUGUUUGAGCGAGAGCAUCUGAACUAUUGGUACUCCCUGAAGUCGUUCUACUUUGCAAAGACUCUCGCUGACAUUCCCUUUCAGAUCGUCUUCUCCAGUGUGUUCGUACUGGUUGUCUACUAUUUAACCUCUCAGCCCAUGGAAAUAGAACGCAUCUCAAUGUUCGUGUUCAUUUGUGUGCUCAACUCAUUAGUGGCUCAGUCCCUGGGACUACUCAUUGGUGCCGGAAUGAAUGUCGAAACGGGAGUCUUUCUUGGGCCCGUGUCGACCAUUCCAACAAUUUUGUUCUCGGGCUUCUUUGUCAACUUCGAUACUAUACCGGGCUACCUGCAGUGGCUGACAUAUGUAAGCUACGUGCGCUAUGGCUUUGAGGGUGCUAUGGUUUCGAUUUAUGGCAUGGACCGCGCAAAGUUGCACUGCAAUGAGAUCUAUUGUCACCAUCGCGUUCCCAAAAAAUUCCUGGAGUGGAUGUCCAUGGAGGACGCCCGUUUCUGGGUCGAUGCGGUUGCUCUGAUAGGAAUCUUCUUCGCUCUGCGCAUUAUUGCAUACUUUGUGCUCCGCUGGAAGCUGCACAUGAUACGUUAAGGAGCCAUCGAGUAGCCGUAUCAAACUAUUGUAAAUAGUAAAUGGGAGACGCGCAAUUGGAAUUAAUGUUCGAGUACUGUAGAUAGGCGUAGCUUAAUGGUGCUUCGAAUUUUUGUUUCACGUUUACUUUGCUGUAGACUCAACUACGAUAUAACAAGAUUAUAUAUUACCGUACGCUGAUUUUGUAUUCAUACUGUUUCCAUCGUAGCUGUUCGAUGUAGGAAAUACGAGGCGGAAUAUUAGAUCCGGAAUAUUUGAGUAACACAAUUUGAGAUUCACAUAUAUAGACCUAACAUUGUACAUUUAUAAAUAGACAUGGAUGAUUUAUUAGCGUACCAAAGGCACGUUCUAACCUUCACAUUAUAUAGCCCAUUCAAGUAAAAAUCUUGUGACCAAGCAUAAGAGUCUGAAACUUAAAUAGGUUGAAAAUUAUAACAAAUUUUAGACAAGUUGUGAAGUAGCUAACAUACAUACAUA
Messenger RNA from Drosophila navojoa, 3883 nucleotides. RefSeq names its product ABC transporter expressed in trachea (gene Atet). The record is from RefSeq and is a predicted model, not a curated record. Gene Ontology annotation, biological process: transmembrane transport. Gene Ontology annotation, molecular function: ABC-type transporter activity; ATP hydrolysis activity; ATP binding. Gene Ontology annotation, cellular component: plasma membrane. NCBI's taxonomy places the organism in Eukaryota, Metazoa, Arthropoda, Insecta, Diptera, Drosophilidae.